AAAACUAUAUAAGUAAUUUAAGGCAAACAAACUAAAUACGUAAUUUAAUAGGAUCUAUAUGGAUUGGACCCGUAAAGAAAUGCGAAAUAACAUUGAAUUACUGGAUAUGAACAGAACAUAGCCAUGUAGCUACCGAUAAUACAGAUGGACAAAUCUCGCAGCCCUAACUCUGACGUCCUUGGCCCCCGUGCGCAAAAGGAUUGGCCGAAUUGGACAGCGACUAUCUUAGGUCUGCUGCGCUAGAGCAGAAGGGAGAGACCGUUUUAAACUCCCCUGCCUCCAUCUCUGAGAGCUAGAGGGAAUCAGGAUCCGUGGGUCCACCCCACAGCCGUUCAUUGCCUAACCAUGGCGGGUCCUGCAAACACUGGUAUGAGCCCCUGGUAUUCCUCUGGAUCUAGUAACGACGCUCCCUCCCCACUCCCAGCCCUUACCGAGGAGAAGCCGCGGAAGAGGAGAGCAUUUUGCCUGCCUCGGAUGAAGUCCAAGAACCGCAACGACAGUGGCAAGCAACAGCAGCAGCUACCGCAGCAACCCGUGGCAAACAACAACAACAAUAUGCCUUUCAUAAUCCACUGCCAGAUCGGGAAGGAGAUCAAGCACAUAUGCAGCAACUGCCGUGGCGCUGACCCUCAGGAUGUUGAGGAGGUGGAGCGAAUAGCGGCGAUGCGAUCUGAUUCGCUGGUCCCUGGCACACACACCCCUCCCAUUCGGAGGCGGAGCAAGUUUGCCACCCUGGGGCGUCUCUUCAAGCCGUGGAAAUGGAGGAAGAAGAAGAGCGAGAAGUUCAAGCAGACAUCUUCUGUCCUGGAGAGGAAGAUGUCGACCCGGCAGAGCAGAGAGGAUCUGAUCAAGAGAGGAGUGAUGAAGGACAUCUAUGACAAAGACGGGGCGGUAGUAAUGAGAGGAGAGGAGGAGAAGAUGGAGAACGGGAGGUCUCCAGCAUUAGGAGGGUCUGAUCCAUCACCAUGUGAUGGAGCUGAGCUGAUGGAUGGAGCAGGGUCAGCCAUAGGUACAGUUGAGUUCCAGAUGUCUGGAGAGGGGGCGUGUCCACAAGACCACACCCAGAAUCCCAGCCAGCCUCCACCCACUAAGAAGGUUAUGGUGUAUCCAGGCGAAGGGGCUGGGGCAGAGUCAUCACAUCACACCAUAAAACAUAAAAAACAACCCCCAGUGCUACCCCCCAAACCGUUCAACAGGCUGCCCAACCACAUCACAGACGGUAUGCCAGUGAAGCUGCCCUGUAUGUCCAUGAAGCUGUCGCCUCCUCUACCUCCUAAGAAGCUGAUGAUCUGUGUGCCUGUGGGUGCGGGGGGGAGCAUGGAGCCCUCGGCCCUCACCUUUCAGAAGUGCCCCCCUCCCUCCCACCACGUGGGGUCCCUGGGGGGCCACUCCCUACACUACGGGACCCUCCCUGUGCCCCUACACCCCCCCAGCCGCAUCAUCGAGGAACUCAACAAGACCCUGGCCCUCACUAUGCAGCGAUACAAGAGCUCGCUGCACCACGCGGUUCCCGCGGUGAUGAUAGCAUGUGACUACAACAAAGAGAACCUCCCCAACGAGGAAGACUAUCAAGAACUACCUGGUUCGUACAGGGAUGAGGAUGAUGAAGAAGAAGAUGACGAUGAUGAUGAUGAGGAAGAGGAGGAAGAUGAUGAAGAUGAAACACUCUUUACAAGUACCCUGGCUCUGAAGGUGUUGAGGAAGGACUCCCUGGCCAUUAAGAUCAGUAACCGUCCGUCACAGAGAGAGCUGGAGGAGAAGAACAUACUGCCCACACAGUCAGACCAGGAGAAACUGGAGUUCAGGCAGCAGAUAGGCACCAAGCUCACACGGAGGUUGAGUCAACGGCCAACUACAGAAGAGCUGGAACAGAGAAACAUACUCAAACGCCACAAUGAGCUGGAGGAGCAGGAGGAGAUGAGGGAGCUCAAGAAACGCCUGUCGAGAAAGUUGAGUCAGAGGCCCACGGUGGAGGAGUUGAGGGAAGCUAAGAUCCUGACCCGCUUCAGUGACUACGUAGAGGUUGCUGACGCUCAGGACUACGACAGGAGGGCAGACAAACCCUGGACACGACUCACAGCUGCUGAUAAGGCUGCCAUACGUAAAGAACUCAAUGAAUUUAAAAACACAGAGAUGGAAGUGCAUGAGGGUAGUCGCCAUCUCACCAGGUUUCAUCGACCGUAGUUCUUCUUCUGCCAUCUUUUACAAUAACCUCAAGUGCUGGAACGCAAACUACUGCCUCUUGUGUACCACACCCCUUCGCUUCCAGACCAGAACACAACAAGACCAGAACUGGACCAGAACCACACUAGAACCAGAGUAGAACAUGUACUGAAACUGACCGGAAACGUAAUCUGAACCUGGAGGGGUGUGUGUACAGAACUGGGCAGCUGACACUACUCCAGGCUCCAGUGUUGACCCAAAAUAUGUGCCAAUAUCUAGAGAGGGCAGACUGGACCAAUCACAACAGUAUCUUGGUUCUGUGUUUAUAGAGAGGUCACAGUGUGGCCAUGUUGGGGUUGUGGAGAGGGAGCAUCGUACACAUGGAGAGAGAUUGAUGGAAAGCACUGGAUGGACUGACUGACUGGGUUCUCCGCUAAACGGAGAUUAUAUGGACUAAAACGUAUUGUUUUUAACAGCCUUUUAUUAUCCUUUUUAAUUAUGAAGAUAGUUAAUGUGUUUACUUUACUGCACUUUAGUUUUUGACGGUACUCUACGGAGGGGUUAUGGAACUCUAUUCCUAUAUCUGUGCCAACAAGACUUUGGGAUUGUGGGAGAUUGAGUUUGGGAGGGCAUCCGUAAGGAAUACAGAGAGACAUCCUACAACUGAUUGGUUAAAAAAUGAUUAUCCUCCAUUGGUUAAUGUUCCUGCCUUUUUAAUACUUUUUGGUACAUUAUUAGUUUGACUAUUUUCCAUUGUGGGCUGCUGUUUCCAAAACAGAGGGACCCUUUUAAUCUGAUAGUACUGCAGAAUAGGAUUCUGUAAUAAGUGUGUUGUGGUUAAAGUACUAUUUUACAAUACCGUACACGGUAUGUGCUAUUCUGAAGGAAACUGUAGUAGGAGAAUAUGAUCGGAAUAUUUACCUCUAAAAACGUUGAAAUACAACACAAAACUCUCCUGUCCAUGUUGUGUUCAUGUUGGGAUAUUGAAAUGUGAACCAAGCAAUAAUUGAACUUUUCUGUCCUCCAUCUGUCUGUCUUUCUGGGCUGCAUUCAAGUGAACAAGUACUGGGAACAUUUCAGAGAGCUACCCGCUCAAUACCAAAUACACUUUGAAAUGCUGUUGUGAUCUUGAAUGCAACCCAGAUCAUCAUUAUUACUGUUGAGAGUUCUGCAACCCUCUGUAUAGUGUCACCGUGCCUGUUGUAUUGUUUACAGGGAUGAAAACAUUGCCAAAUGUACUUUGUUUGAAUGACAUUUGAUCAAGUAUGUUGUCAAUAUAAUGUUUCAGUAGCGUGCUCCAUAGACUGGUAAGUGUCAGUUCUGAAUGGAAUGGAAUUGUUCAAUUUCUCAAUGUUCUCAAAACAGGAAUUGUAUGGUUCCACCUGGUUUGGCCUCAUAGUGAAGAACCUAUAUUAGACCACCCUUUGGCUGUGAAUGAAAGUACAGUACCACCUUUUGCUCACAAGAAGCCAGACACCUCAAAAUACAAGGAAAAACAAUGAACACAUGCAGUUGAUGAGUUGGUCUUGAUCGUUUAGUCUGAACCCUUUGACUUGUGGUGUGUGUGUGUGUGCGUACAUGUUCAUUAGGCACAAAACAGGAAAAUGUUUUACAACGGAGUGCUUCAUUAACACGACCCAAGACUCAAGUGUUGUUUCCCUGUGCCUGUCUCCUGUAUCCAAACUAACAAAAGAGGACACUCUUUGUAUAAUAUAUGUACAUAAUACAAAAGAAACUUAAAUAUUUAAAUAUGAAUUUAAAUAUGUUUUUCCUUUUUGUACAGAAGGAAACUGCAUGUGAUGAUUGUUAACUAUUUGUUCAUCUUCUAUAGCCCUGUUUAUACCUGGUUCUAACUUGGGUCCUUUGUCCGGAUCUUGUCCAAAUUCUGGUUUUGCCCACAUUAUUAGUCAGGUGUAGAAAAUCAAAAGACACAUUGUGAUCUGAUUGUGAUCAGAUCAUUCUUCCCACUUCCGGAGGUAGUCGGGCAUGCAUUGUGUAGAAAGAUCUGGACAGAGAAACCAUUUAAAUCAUUGUUUUUCUGCUGUCUAAAAUCAUUGCCAGGUGGCACCAUUGACUGAUUACAUCAACAUAUCUUACAAUAAAUAAAUAUUAUUUUGAAAGAAUAACUGUGAAAUAAUUUGAAUAAAGGAAGGAAAUCUAGUCACAACAAAGACAUAGUGGACAGAUAAGACAUUUUAAUAGCCUGUGUAGACACAUUUCUGGAAAUGUGGGCACAAUCAGAAUGUAGAAAAGAUCAGGACAACCAACCUAUGAAAGCACCAGGUAUAAACGGUGCUUGUGAUGUAUGCAGUUUCUUAUAUAAAGGAAAUAUAUAUAAAAAAACUUUUAAAAACGUUCAUAACUGCUUUUUUCUUCAACCUUCUCUAUUCCAUACAUACAGUGGUGUACGAAAUUAUUGUCCCCCUGGAUAAAGUAAUAAUCUUUUUUCAAAAAUAGGUAGGGGUCAAAAUCAUUGACACCCAUGUUUUUAAUACCUUUAAAUACCUCACAUUGCAAAGAUAACAACACUGAGCCUUUUUCAAAAAUAUUUUAUACACACACACCAUGUAUAUAAAAUAUUUCAGAAAAAGGCUCGGCGUUUGUAAAUUCACUCAGGCUAUCUACUCCGAUUUCUAAACAUUCCUCUGAGUGUGCCAGAGUGCAGAAUAACUGAGGAGUUUACGAACGUGCAUCACCUGUUGAAUAUGACUGGUGUCAGUAAACGUCGGCAAAAGAACGGAAUUAAAUUGUUGCCAGCAGCAGUUAUAGUCAAAAGGAGUCUGUAUUGAAUACAUGCCCACAUCAGGGGAGAUACCUAUUAAUACAAUCCCUAGCUGCUGGGCUGCUCAGUCAUGGCCCUGGGGGUCUGUCGUACUGUUGGUUGUCACUCUGGCCUUGGCUUAACACACCUGAAACCAAUAAUGAAUGUUUCACUAAGAUCCUAAAGAUGAGUGGGGUGUGUUGGGUUGGGGCGCUGCAGGGACGUGGACCCCUAGGGGCAGGACGGGGUGACCCCGAUUUAUUGUGUACAAAAAGAGCUCUACAGAAUUAUUAGGCCUAUGAUAUCAUAUGGAGGAUGUACUGUUUGUGUGUGUUGAUGUGUAGGUAUAUGGGUGCUUUUAUUCAACUUUGGUUUUUCAAACCUUUCCUCUUGAGACAAAAAAAAGAUGGGAAGGAAGUUGUUGGGGAGAGAGUAGAGUUAUUGACUAGACUGGUGGGGGUGGUGGGGUCAGGCUUGCAGGCGGCUCGGGCUGGCUGGCUGGUCUGGCUACAAUUUGAUAUAGAGGAUGUCUUAAUAUGGACGAUCAAAAGUUACAUCUUUGUACUUUAUUUGUGAGAGUUGUUAGGCUAUUGGUUAAAGGUGCAACACAAUAUUGAUGCUUGAAUUAUCAUUGAUCUAGUUCAGUCUUAUCAAUCAAUAAACAUUCAAUAAGGAUCUCUUACCCAGUGGUGGAAAAAGUACUCAAUUGUCAUACUUGAGUAAAAGUAAAGAUACCUUAACAGAAAAUGACUUGAGUAAAAGUGAAAGUCACCCAGUAAAAUACUACUUGAGUAGAAGUCUUAAGGUAUUUGGUCUUAAAUAUACUUAAGUGUCAAAAGUAAAUGGAAUUGCUAAAAAUGUACUUUAGUAUAUUAAGUAAAUCAUUUCAAAUUCCUUAUAUUAAUCAAACAAUUUUUUAUAUUUUAUAUAUAUUGA
Molecule: messenger RNA, 5860 nt
Organism: Oncorhynchus tshawytscha (Chinook salmon)
Lineage: Eukaryota; Metazoa; Chordata; Actinopteri; Salmoniformes; Salmonidae
Gene: phactr1
Product: phosphatase and actin regulator 1
Exons: 13
Coding region: 346-2184 (612 amino acids)
Biological process (GO): stress fiber assembly; cell motility
Molecular function (GO): actin binding
Source: RefSeq, a predicted model, not a curated record